Molecule: messenger RNA, 1377 nt
Organism: Alternaria alternata
Lineage: Eukaryota; Fungi; Ascomycota; Dothideomycetes; Pleosporales; Pleosporaceae
Product: HlyIII-domain-containing protein
Exons: 2
Coding region: 320-1225 (301 amino acids)
Cellular component (GO): membrane
Molecular function (GO): signaling receptor activity
Source: RefSeq, a predicted model, not a curated record
GCCCGCCAUGCCAUAUCGGCCGAAUCCUUGCAGCCGUAUAGCCGCAAUACCAAGAUGUCCGUCCUUCCUUCAAGUACAAUGUUCAUUGCUCUUUGCACUUUUACAUGAUCACUUCUGGAUUACUUACCAGCAUAACAUUCAUCCUCGUUCGGCGGCCUAUGCUCCAAACGCUAAUUGUACGAGAGCACGCAAAAGUACAAACAUGCGCAUUGCCCUCAUCCACGGUCCUCUUUUUAUUACCUCUCCCUUUCCUCUCAUCACCUUGAUUGAUUCGCAAAACUCCAGAUCCCUCUUUCCCACGAACUGAAAGAGAGCGAACAUGUCUCUCUACACAGCCCCCCUUACUACGACCAAAGGGGAGGAGGCCAAGACCACACCCAAAAGACUCCUCCAGACUUUCCAAGAAGUACAGGCUUGGCAACGCGACAACGAGUACCUCAGAAACCAUUACCGGUCUACCACGGGUUCCUAUCGAGAAUGUCUGAAAAGCCUAUCAUACCUACACAACCAGACCGGCAACAUCUAUACGCAUCUCAUCGGCGCAGUAGUAAUACUCUCCUAUGGUAUCUACGCUUACAACAGCGUUAGUGCGCGAUACGUUACCGCUGAUAUCAACGAUCUCCUCGCGUUCGGUGUCUUCAUAGGAAGUGCGGUUGCUUGCUUCGGGAUCAGCGCUACUUUUCACAUGUUUGGGAAUCACUCUAGCGCCGUUUACCAUACCUGGCUCCAACUCGAUCUUUACGGCAUAUUCAUCCUGAUUGUUGGAACUGUGUACUCUGGGACAUACUAUGGAUUUUACUGCGAGAGACAGUAUUGGAUGUUGUAUUCCGUCGGGAUUACCACCAUUGUCACGGGUGCCGCUACACUUUGUUCGAUACCACGAUUUCGUACGCCAAAGUGGCGCUGGGCGAGAGCGACAUUGUUCUGUGCUAUCGGUUGGUCAGGCGCGGUUCCUAUGACGCAUGCUGCGCAGUCAUUUGGUAUUGAACAGGCUGAUAAGCAGAUGGGAUGGUGGUUGAUGAUCUGCGAAGGAUUGUGCUAUAUCACUGGUGCUUUCAUCUAUGCAAUUCGCUUCCCUGAGAGAUUUCGUCCCGGCCUCUUUGACAUCUGGGGUUGCUCACAUCAAAUCUUCCAUCUUUGCGCUGUCGGGGGCGCGGCUUGGCAUCUAGUGGCUCUUCUUAAGGCUUUCGACUACAACCAUGAUCCGGCAACGAGGAGAUGCUGAAGGUGAUGCGCCUUGAAGCGGUGGCAGAAUACCAGCUUUGGAGUAUGCUUAAAGGAUUGACUGCGUAUACUCCAGGACUUGAAGUCGCAAAUCGCAAAUCUCAAGUACCCGUGCUGUGGCGUCAGAGUUGCACCUAUUACAACUCCAUUCUU